AUGUAUUAUGCUGAAUCUGAACAAACUGACAACCCUAUAAAGGUAACGUUAUCGGGACAUUGCGUUAGAACAAGCAGGAUCGUAAAUGUUUUACCUAUUUUAGGACGGAAACAGUGUGUUCGAGAUUGUUUACAGAACGGUAAAUGCAAGUCAGUGAACUACCAAAAACAACAUCUGAAAUGUGAGCUGAUAUCAGCAAAACAUGGUGACCCGGGAUUUAGUUUAAUACUGGGUUCAGGUUGUGAGUACAUUGAAAUGGAAAAUCAGCCUCAGGAGUUUACUAAAUCCUGUGGGACAACCUCUUGUAGUGGACAUUGCACUUCUCUAACUAGCGGAAAACCAUUCUGUACACAAGAAUCUAAUGAAAAACGCCAAAGUAUAGAAUGUCCUUCAUCAUGGCAGGAUAUUGGGGACAAGAAAUAUUGCCUUGUAAACAAUGCACUCUCCUGGCAGGCCUCUCAAAAUAGCUGCAUUUCGAUGGGGGCAAAUCUUUUGGCAAUAGAAACCGAAGAAGAACAAUCUUGGAUUGGAGAAAAACGUAAAAUUUAUCUGUUGUCCUUGAUUGAUUAA
Molecule: messenger RNA, 570 nt
Organism: Saccostrea cuccullata (small rock oyster)
Lineage: Eukaryota; Metazoa; Mollusca; Bivalvia; Ostreida; Ostreidae
Exons: 4
Coding region: 1-570 (189 amino acids)
Source: RefSeq, a predicted model, not a curated record